CAAUACACGCCUCGUCUGUCACCAGGUGAGCCGGUGUGUCGGAGAGCUGUGGUGGCCUCUCCCUCACUGAGAUGUGGGCAACGGCAACAGGUCAACUCGCCAUGGGGUAAGGCAGCCCACAUUAACGCAGACAGAGACAGGCCGGGGCGUUUCCAGUCGACCAAUAUGAUGGACACGUUGACAAGUUUCGUCUUCCUCUACGUCGUAUACUCAAAGUUUCAGCUUUCAAACACAGGGAACCCGUUUCAGUAUCUGAUCCCUACGCAAUAUGCAGUCCCAACCCUUCACAAGUCUCCUCACACUACACCUGUCUCCGGCUUCAUGUUCAACAACAUCAACCACGACAGGGACAUUAUAACAGGCCCCAUACCGGGGAAGUGCCCUACGCCUAUACCCAUCGUCAACCGUUCGUUGUCAUGCCAACAAACUCACAUGCGACGCCUCGAUCUCUCCGAUGACGAACUGAAGCAAGUGUUGUCUGACGUCGGCGGUAACUACGUCAAAAACUACAUGGCGACGUCAGAUGAUGAAGCGGAAGAGAACUUCCCGAACAUGUUGUCACUUAACGACAUGUAUGAGGACGUGGACUUUGAUCAUCACCCUGACGACUGGGCGUGGGACUACACCAAGACUAAGAGGGAUCUACUCGACCGCUUGGAGGAGGCCUACAGGCAGUACUACAGUCGGAGCAUUCCUGAUACCACUACCGCCACCACGCCCAGCAUGUUGCUACAGAUGCUGCUCAAUCGGACAGAGUUAGGGAAGACACCCGAGGAGGUGAUGGAGCUGCCGGUCAAGGACACAGGGGAGAUAACACUGAGGGAGAAGAGUAAGAAAUAUCCCCUCUUGCAAGGUCCUGGGGAACAGGAACAAACCAAUCUAAGACUCAUGUCUGAUCCCGGUAGAUGGCGUGAAAUCAAUGUCGAUAUUCCACUGCGCAUACUCGCGCAGGUACUUCCGGCGAAGGUCAUUUAUCCAGAAAGGAAACGAGUUCGACGUGACUCAGAUGGUUCAACGACGGCGGUAGAGUACUGCCGAGAUGUGGGUGCACAGACCAAUGACGGCUAUCUCCACAUGUGCUCCACCUGUGCCCACACCACCACCCUCGGGCCGGAACGCUUCCCCAGGAUCAUCAAUGAGGUGUGGUGCAACACGGACAACAAGGGGUGUCUGCACCUGGGAGGCACAGCACAUGGGUCGUGUCGCCAGACUGUAGUCUACAUGACGAUGUUGCGGAAGAAGCCGAACACGUGCAUGUCAAUCAUCAAGGAUGGCGUGCACUACAUCACUGAUGAGUGGGAGAAGUACGCUCAGCCAAUCAAAGUGGCAUGUGAAUGCGUGGUUGACAAAAGGUCUCCCUUUGCUAAGUAUGUGAAACCCUAGUUGGAGAAGCUGGCCGAGGACGGAAUGUGUAAUGGGGAGGGAACUCGCUGUAUGACGCGCCUGAUCCAGAGGCCCGGUACUCCUUCAGUGUUGCGUUGUGGAUGCCGUUACGGAUGCCGUCACGAAUGACGUCAUGCAUGCUUUUUAUCAGUUUCUGAGUUUACGCCACUACAGACUAUAAUACAUAAUUUGCGCUGGAUAACUGUGUGCCUUUUUAUCAUAUUAAAAAGCAAGUUUCGUUGACUGGUUCAAGGUAAGACAAGUGUUGGCAAGCUUAUAUCGGUUGUGGUAUAUUCGUUGAGCCACAUUUGUGGCCAUGGGAUUUGGUAACACUAUAUAUAUACAUGUUUGUUAAGACUUUGCAUCAGCACCGUACAUUGCGAUAUGUGGUAUAAACCGGUGGAGGUUGUCUGUUACAUUGUCUCAUAGAGUCAGCAUAUGACUACGUGAACCGACAAUUGUAUAGUCCUGAAAAAUAAUUUGUAUUUACCACCUCCAAAUUUGUUCGCUAACGUGCUGUAAAGAUACCAUUGUUGUGCUCCUGUUGCGUGUUUUACGAAAAUCUUGUGUUGCCGCUUUGGAGUAUAUUUUUUUUUCUUAGAAAUGAAAUUUCGAAUAUGA
This is a messenger RNA of Haliotis rufescens (red abalone), 2004 nucleotides long. RefSeq lists its product as uncharacterized. Lineage: Eukaryota; Metazoa; Mollusca; Gastropoda; Lepetellida; Haliotidae. Bases 166 to 1383 code for a protein of 405 amino acids. The transcript is spliced from 7 exons. The record is from RefSeq and is a predicted model, not a curated record.